ACAAAAAACCAACUUCUCACCGAUCCCUCCGUCCUCUUCCUCCUUCUCCAUCCACAGCUCCUUCCUCAUGCCAACAGAUCAAUACUCCCAAACAGAUUAUCUCCUCCUCCUCCAUCAACACAUCCAAAAUUUCAAUACCAAUCUAUUUCAAAUCAACCUUCGCCAUUACCAAACUUUACUUCUGACAGCCGACGACCUUCUCCGCCAAAAAGAAGCCAAAUCGAAGCAGCUCCAGCUUCAAAACCUAGCUUUGCAGCAGAAGCUCCGUUCCGUUAUUCUUCAGAACCAGCAAUUAUGUUCCAUGGCUCGCCGGAGCGAGGCGGCGGCUUCUGCGCUCAGGGUUAGUCUUCAGAAUGUUAUAAUACAGAACGAGGCGGCGGCGAGGGAGAGAGAAGGGUUUGGAGAUAGUGGAGAGGUCGGAGAAGAAGAGUCUUGUUGUGAAGGAAAAGAGGAAAUGGAAGUUUCUAGAUUUAAGUGUAGGGUUUGUGGGGAGAGAGAAGUUUCGAUCUUGUUGAUUCCUUGUAAUCAUCUUUGUGUCUGUGGAGACUGUGAGGAGCUCGUUACAGAAUGCCCUUCUUGCCGGUUAACUAAGCGGGGU
This is a messenger RNA of Dendrobium catenatum, 598 nucleotides long. Its product is annotated as probable BOI-related E3 ubiquitin-protein ligase 2. Lineage: Eukaryota; Viridiplantae; Streptophyta; Magnoliopsida; Asparagales; Orchidaceae. The transcript has a single exon. The annotation marks the transcript as partial. Gene Ontology annotation, molecular function: ubiquitin-protein transferase activity. The record is from RefSeq and is a predicted model, not a curated record.